GCUCUUCCAAUCAGGGCUCCCGCGGGCGCCGCUCCGCCGUCGCUCUAACCCCGCCGCCACCUGGGCCACCCGGCAGGCAGGCGACGGAGGAGGCCGGGUAGCCAUGGGUGACUGGGGCUUCCUCGAAAAGCUGCUGGACCAAGUCCAGGAGCACUCGACUGUAGUGGGCAAGAUCUGGCUGACGGUGCUUUUCAUCUUCCGCAUCCUCAUCCUGGGCCUGGCUGGCGAGUCCGUGUGGGGCGACGAGCAGUCAGAUUUCGAGUGUAACACGGCCCAGCCGGGCUGCAAUGUCUGCUAUGACCAGGCCUUCCCGAUCUCCCACAUCCGCUACUGGGUGCUGCAGUUUCUUUUUGUCAGCACACCCACCCUGGUCUACCUGGGCCACGUCAUCUAUCUGUCCCGGAGGCGGAAGAGAGAGGCAAAGGAGCGAAGAAGGAGGGGGAGAAGGAGGGAAAUGAAGAAAAGGAAACAAGAGUGCGCAGAGAAGAAAAGAGAAGAGCCUAGAGUAAAAGAUGGAAGAUCCGGUGGCAGAGCGACGGAGAGGGAUCCGCGGGCGCUCAUGGGCACCUACGUGGCCAGCGUGCUCUGCAAAAGUGUGCUGGAGGCAGGAUUCCUAUAUGGCCAGUGGCGUCUCUAUGGCUGGACCAUGGAGCGGUUUGUGUGCCAGCGCGCCCCCUCCUACCUCGUAGACUGCUUAGUCUCGCGCCCCACAGAGAAGACUAUCUUCAUCAUCUUCAUGCUGGUGGUCGGACACUUGGUGCUCAACCUGCUGGAGCUGGGACACCGCUGUGCCGCUGCCUCAGCGGGGGGUGAGGGCCCGGCAGGGCCAGGAUGUGCCCCGGCCCAGCGCACCUCCUCGGAGCCCUACCCUGACCAGGUCUUCUUCUACCUCCCCGUGGGCGAGGGCCCCUCGUCCCCGCCUUGCCCUACCUACAAUGGGCUCUCAUCCAGCGAGCAGAACUGGGCCAACCUGACUACGGAGGAGAGGCUGGCUUCUUCCAGGGCCCCCCUCUUCCUGGACCCGCCUCCCGAGAGUGGCCAGAAAUCCCCCAGUCGCCCCAGCAGCUCUGCUUCCAAGAAGCAGUAUGUGUAGGGGGCUGGGGCUUAUGUCCCCCAACAGAGGGGCCCAAGGAAGUCUGGCUGCCUUGGAUGCCCUCUCCCUAAAGACUGCAGGAAAGAGGGGAGCAAGGGAAGCAGAUGCUUGCUGGCCAGGAGCCCUCAUUGCAGAUUGUGUUUGAGCAUCUGGGGCUUUCCUGGUGACCAGAGGGGCACCAUGGAUCCCCCUCCAGAACAUGACUCUGCCACAGGCACAGACAAAGCCAGCUUGGGGUGCUCCAGACCAAAGGCCUUGUGGGGCCUCUGGACUUUUUCACCUGGUUCAGAGCAACCCGGAGCCAAUUUACCCCUCCCUCAUGAAAGAUUCACCUCUGCCCACGUUGUCCUCACAGGAAAGGGCUGGUUGAGGCUGCUGGGUCAGAGAGCUCACACACAGCCUGUGCUGGAUCUGGCCCUGUCGAGGGGACUGGUGUCUCGUUCUCACUCCUUCCUAGUUCCACUGUUUAUGCUUCUAAAAUAAACAAGACUUGGUCACAA
Lynx canadensis (Canada lynx) is the source of this 1593-nucleotide messenger RNA. RefSeq names its product gap junction protein alpha 4 (gene GJA4). The record is from RefSeq and is a predicted model, not a curated record. Gene Ontology annotation, biological process: cell communication. Lineage: Eukaryota; Metazoa; Chordata; Mammalia; Carnivora; Felidae. Gene Ontology annotation, cellular component: connexin complex.